Messenger RNA from Magnolia sinica, 1128 nucleotides. RefSeq names its product NAC transcription factor 25-like. The coding region runs from base 1 to 1128 and encodes 375 amino acids. The record is from RefSeq and is a predicted model, not a curated record. Gene Ontology annotation, biological process: regulation of DNA-templated transcription. The transcript is spliced from 3 exons. NCBI's taxonomy places the organism in Eukaryota, Viridiplantae, Streptophyta, Magnoliopsida, Magnoliales, Magnoliaceae. Gene Ontology annotation, molecular function: DNA binding.
AUGGAACUGAAGCAGAAGCAGCAACAGCUGCAGCAACAGCAGCAUUAUGGGCAGAAGCAACAGCAGCAGCGUUAUGGUGGUGGUGUUGAAUCUAACAACACCAACACCGUAGGAAGAGGAGUAGUAGAUGUUCCUGAUGAAAGAAAGAAAAACAACAUUCCCUUGUCUUUUCCACCUGGCUACAGGUUUCAUCCUCACGACGAAGAGCUAAUAAUUCAUUAUCUCCAAAAGAAGGUCUCAAAUCUUGAUUUGCCUUAUAACAACAUCAACGAUGUCAAUCUCUACCAAUAUAAUCCUGAAGACCUCAUAGAGAAGUAUCAGUUGUGUGGCGAGAAGUUUUGGUACUUUUUCACUCCUAGGGAUCGAAAGUAUCGGAAUGGGACCCGCCCAAAUCGAGCAGCUGGUGAUGGAUACUGGAAAGCCACGGGAGCUGAUCGGCCUAUUUAUAAUAAUAAAAAGAUUGUUGGCUACAGGAAGGCACUUGUUUUCUACAAAGGAAAGCCAACAAAAUCGUCAUCGUCCAAAACUAAUUGGAUUAUGCAUGAAUACAGAGUUCCCGAGGCGACUGAAAAUCUUCCAAGAAUAGAUGGCAGUAUGCGGUUGGAUGACUGGGUUUUAUGUAGGAUUCAUUGGAAACCUGAGAGGACUGAAAGACCUACAAAAAUUCGUCGUAAAGAAGAUGGACAGACAGCAAUCAUCGACCCAACUGUGGGGUGUGAUGAAAGUGACAAUUAUCUGAAUGACAUAGACUCAGUGGCAUUGAACUGCAAUUUCAACAGCACAGAAGAUAAUAUCACACCCAACAGUCUCUUUGGAGAAUACAAUGAUUAUGCCCUCGAUGCUUCCUUUUUAAACGACUCUGCUUACCCGUUCGAAUAUAUGAAUUCAGCGUUGGAUGCAUACAAUCAUCUCUACAACAUCGAUCAAGGGGCAUAUAAUUGGAGAAAUGCAAUCCCAAGGAGCAGAGAGCAGCCCUUCACGGCUAAGCCAGAGAACUAUGAUGUACCAUCUCAAAUCAAUCUAUUCAACAGAACCAUGAUGGAAUCGAACCAUUUGUCAAAUAACGAAUCUGUUGGCUGGGUUUGUGAUGAGCUCCAGAACCCAAAUACUGUUCUUCGGCGCACCUGA